UGGUUCUGUGACCUAGGGUGAGGUGGUGGUGGGAAGUGGUGAAAGAUUAAUGACCGGUGUGGAAGAAAAGGGAAGGAGGCAGCUUGUGGGUGGGAGGUACCUGCCUGAAGGUUUCAGCGCUUCAUCUUCGUCCACGCUUCUUUCGCUUUGCUCAAAGAACGAUGCCCAGAAUUCAGGUCAAUAUCGUCCGACCUUCGACAAGACCUAAACAAAAGGGUGCACAGAGAACUACAGCGGCGCAGAGGCUUGCUAUCACGCGCCCUAAUCAUGUCGGCGACGUUCCUAUCACGAUUCGGAAGCCCCAGCACGCAGCUAUCAUCCCCGAGGUUGCCGACGCAACUUCCAAACGAAAGACUCUAGUCACUCCCCACGAUGACUUAAGCCAUCCUAGUAAAUUCGUCGCUAUAACUCCGAUUGACAACCAUCCCAUCAUCUCUCCCGCGGUUGUCGAAGAUACAGAGGAUUUAAGCAUGGUGGUAGAAGAAAUGAGAGCAAGUAACGUCAUGUUUGAACGCGCAAGGGGCAUCGCCACCGUUGAAAAUGACGACCAGAGCAUUGUAACGCCCGUCGCCGCGAACCGAGAUCCGCCGUCUAGCGAGACAAGAGAUGAUGCAAGCAGUCCCUACAGAGUACUCCUUGCUUGGCUCCCAGCCCGAGUCCUGGGUAUGGAUGAAAAGGUCUUAGAGCACACACAGUCUCCGCAUAUCUUACCUGGGUCUCUUCUUCCACUCUGUACAGGCAUCACCAUCUCGCAAGACGGCGAAUCUUGCAUCACGGUGACGGACGUUGUCUACAUGGGUUUGUCCACCUCAUCCUUAAUGGAUCUCAUACGCGCCGAUGGCCGCCCCCAUGUCGGAAUUCCAGACACCACGCUUUUUUUCGAUCCGUUGCCACUCUUCGAACAUAGAGACAACUACAAGAAGCGGGAUUUGCUGCAAUCUGGCAUACUUGAGCAGCAAGUCCCUAAUAAUUCCAUUGCGGACUUAAAUAGACGACUGUACACCGCGUAUUCAUCGACUGGUACUAGUACAACACUGAGGGAUCGCGACGCAUGCAUUGGGUUUAUCUGCCAGGCUCUCCUAAACUCAUCGGCCUAUAAGUUUCUUUUGUUCUUACGCCCGAGCUGUCUCCGCAGCCUUCUCUAUAGUAUCUAAAGGUAAUGACGACAUUCAGGUAUACCGCUCACCACGACC
This is a messenger RNA of Aplosporella prunicola CBS 121167, 1193 nucleotides long. RefSeq lists its product as uncharacterized. The transcript is spliced from 3 exons. The record is from RefSeq and is a predicted model, not a curated record. Lineage: Eukaryota; Fungi; Ascomycota; Dothideomycetes; Botryosphaeriales; Aplosporellaceae. Bases 162 to 1154 code for a protein of 330 amino acids.